AUGGAUGCAACGCAUAACGUUGCGAAAGGUUACAAAGUUGGUACUGUCAAAGAGAAUGUAUUUCUUUACACAAUCGUGGUCUUUGAUCCCCAAACAGGUCAAGGGGUUCCAGCCGCGUGGCUUUUAACGAACACUCAAGGUUCUUAUCCACUUUAUUUAUUACUUCAAGAUUUGAAAACUAAGCACGAAUUUAAACCCUCCUUAAUUUGUAUCGAUUGUUCGGACAUUGAAAGAAAAGCCAUUCGGGCAGUUUUCCCUAAUGAAAAAGACCAUGAAAUUUUGUAUUGUUUCUUUCAUUUGAACAGAGCACUUAAAAGGAAAAUAAAUGAUCAUAUCUCAUUGAAAAGUAGUACUAAUAAUUUUGAAAUGUUGCUCAAGAAGGGUAUAAUCACUCCAGAUGUAGUGGAAAAAAGAGGAGAUCUUCAAGGAUGUAACGAUAUGCUGUAUCAAGACACUCCUGUUUUCUCUGACGAAGAAUUUUGUGCAUUUUUGGACUCAAUAGAAAGCCAGACUAGAGGUGGAUUAGAAAAUAACCCAAUAGAGAGCUUACUACAUAAUCCCAAUGACGAUUUAAGUGUUGAAAAACAUAUUGACGAAAUUCGUGACAUUGAAAAUUUUCUUGCAUAUAACAAUUUUGAAAUCGACGGUCAAAUUGAAGAUGCUAACAAUAAAGAUGUUAAGAUUGAAAUACCAAAAGCUUCCCCGAAAACACCAGAUGAUAUUAACAAAGUGGGGGAACUCGCUGCUGAGGGUUUUUAUCUAAUAAUAUCUUCAAAAAGUGAAGAAGAGGCCAAUCAAAGAAUCGAUGACUACACUGCAGCAUUCUUAGAAUAUCCAUAUUAUAUUACAUACAUCCAGUAUUAG
Candida dubliniensis CD36 is the source of this 864-nucleotide messenger RNA. RefSeq lists its product as uncharacterized. The transcript has a single exon. Bases 1 to 864 code for a protein of 287 amino acids. NCBI's taxonomy places the organism in Eukaryota, Fungi, Ascomycota, Pichiomycetes, Serinales, Debaryomycetaceae. The record is from RefSeq and is a predicted model, not a curated record.